AUGGCCCAUGGGGUGGCAGCUGGUGGCAGAUCUCGGACCUACUGGGUUAUCUUGAAGUGGCAAGUCUCCACGCUCGAGCCUCUUGGUCAUCCAGGGUCCUACCUUCCUGUAUUGGCGGAGGUGCGGAUUGGUGAUAGGCUAACGUCAGAUCUCGUCAGAUGCAUAGCGAAUCCAGAGCAGUCAUCUUUUGACAGCCUCAAGUUGCAAUGGCAAAAUCCCAGUGGUGUCAUCUCCGUUCUCAGUAUCAUCGGCGGCGACGUCGUGCAGCAUGCCAUUUCACAGGCAGCACAGCUUCCAGGCAGCGGCCCAUCUUACUUCAACCCCGUUUCCUUUUCAUUUGGCUGGGUCGCCUACUUCUCAGCACCCUGGAAGGGUCCGGCCUCCUUGAGGCCUUCGACAUCUCUUCGCAAUAAUGGAGGGGGGGUUGUCAUUUCGAAGACUGCUCUGCUAUUUGUCGCUGUUGUAGGGAAGCUCGAGGAGAACUCUCAAAGUUUCGAAGACUGUCACGUCCUUGCAGCUCGCAAAAAUGUAGACUUCAUCAUUUCACCUGGAUCUGUAUCACACCGGUAUAUCUACGGACUGGUGGACCUCACCGCUGUUGAGCAGAAACAAGAAUUUCCCGACUUGGGCCAUCCUCUGCUAUUGAUGUCUUCUCCGCCACCCCCUUGCACGGAUACAAGACGAACAAGUAAUGCAAGCCCUCAGCCGUUGGCAGGCUACAUACGCUGA
Suillus paluster is the source of this 729-nucleotide messenger RNA. RefSeq lists its product as uncharacterized. The transcript is spliced from 6 exons. Bases 1 to 729 code for a protein of 242 amino acids. NCBI's taxonomy places the organism in Eukaryota, Fungi, Basidiomycota, Agaricomycetes, Boletales, Suillaceae. The record is from RefSeq and is a predicted model, not a curated record.